AUGACAUGGGAUAUCAAAUAUCAUAAAAGUGAAUUUAUAUCUGAGGAGCUAAAAGCUGUGGUACAGGAGUUAAACAAGGAUCAAGAUGGUGAAAUGCCACGAGCUUUUGAACUACAAGCAGAAACUUCUGCAACAAUCGCAAUUAGUUUUAUCUUCAACUGUGGCUAG
This is a messenger RNA of Dentiscutata heterogama, 168 nucleotides long. NCBI's taxonomy places the organism in Eukaryota, Fungi, Glomeromycota, Glomeromycetes, Diversisporales, Gigasporaceae. The record is from the annotation of a GenBank genome assembly.